This is a messenger RNA of Calliphora vicina (urban bluebottle blowfly), 923 nucleotides long. RefSeq lists its product as uncharacterized. The coding region runs from base 49 to 855 and encodes 268 amino acids. The transcript has 2 exons. NCBI's taxonomy places the organism in Eukaryota, Metazoa, Arthropoda, Insecta, Diptera, Calliphoridae. The record is from RefSeq and is a predicted model, not a curated record.
UUCAUUAUUGUACAUUUAUGAAAAAAUCGCCAUGAUUUCGAAAACAGCAUGAUAGUUGUUGAACAAAUUAAAUAUUUACUUGAAGGACUGGUUAGAGGCUCCGUUGCUGUGAUUGUUGAUGGUUCCCUAAGUGUGUGCAAGGAAAUUUUUAAAUUUACAUUAAUCCUAUUAAUCGUUUAUUAUUUUGCCAUGUGGUCAUUUGAAUUUUUGAACGAAGUUCUACCAGUAGAUCAAAUACCAAUAUCCAAUGAAAUCCAAAAUGAUCGAAAUCCAGAAUCUGAUUUAGUGGCACAUCAAAUUGUGGGUGAAACCUGCUUGAGAAUUGGUCCACCCAAUGAAACCCUCAUAAAACAGAGAGCCAGCUUGUUGGAACAACUGGAAAUUGAAGCAGAAUUCGAAGAGAAUCAAGGAAAAUUCAUUAAAUCCGAAGCUGAUUUAGAACAAUUUGUAAAUAAAGAAAUCCAUAAGGCGACCUCAAACACCAGCGACAUUGAUGAUAUUAUUGAACCAUUCAAAAAUCCAUUCAUCUCUCAAAUAAAACAGGAACUAAAUGAAACGAGUCGAGCUUCGCAGACACUUAAAACUAGUUUGGGUAAAAAAUCAAAAUUAAGGGAAGAUUCGGAUAAUAGACCAUCAACAUCAACCAAAUCAAAUAUCUAUCAAGAGGAAGAAGAUAUUUUAAGCAAAUUAGAUACGAAAAAACAUACUGAUAUUAAAAGGGAAAUUCUAUCGGAGGAAGAUGUGGAAUCGCAUAAUAAAUCUAGAUUGAGUAAAACAAAAAGAUCAAGUAAACACAAAGAGGAAAGACUAUCGUUCGAUGAUGAAUAUGAUCAUGAAAGUUUCCAUAGAGUUUAAGGUUUUGUAACAACUAGAAUGAAAUUGAUUUAUUGUAAAAAUAAAAAUUUAUUGCACAAUUUUAGAGA